This is a messenger RNA of Cladophialophora yegresii CBS 114405, 990 nucleotides long. RefSeq lists its product as uncharacterized. The transcript has 2 exons. The record is from RefSeq and is a predicted model, not a curated record. NCBI's taxonomy places the organism in Eukaryota, Fungi, Ascomycota, Eurotiomycetes, Chaetothyriales, Herpotrichiellaceae. The coding region runs from base 1 to 990 and encodes 329 amino acids.
AUGAAGGCCCCGAUUGUGGUCCUUUGCUGGAGCUUCGCAGCAACCGUCGUCGCACAAAAUCAAACCCAGGCCCAGUGCCUUCAGUCAUUCAAUGGGACCAUUGGAAAUGGUACGGUGGGCUCCGAGCAGCAAGUCAGCAGCCUCACUGUGCGCACCGUCAACUCAACCGAUGCGAACCAGGGAGUCGCUGUCGACGAGCAGUAUUUCUACUCCAUUGACAACUAUUCAAUCACCAAGCACAACAAGACCACAGGAAGGCCACUCCGGCAAUGGUAUGGAGGACCCGAUGGACCGAUCAUUCACCUUGACGGCGGUGUUGUCAUUAACGGAACCCUGUAUGCGCCUCACUCAAAUUAUCCAAAUUUCCCGGAGACGUCGUCGGUCGAGGAGUGGAACGUGACAACAAUGGAACACAUCAGAUCGCACUCGUUCGGCAUCUAUCGCGGGAGCUUGACAUGGGUCGAUCAGGACAGCACAGGGACGUGGUACGGAACAUUCGCCAAUUAUGACAGAGUCCAAGCCGGGCAGACACAACCAUACGGGUUGAGCAUCAACACGCAGCUUGUACGCUUUGCUCCAGGCCCAGAAUCUCCCUUUCAGUAUGUUUCCCAAUCUUGGAUCUUUCCUGAAGAGCUGGUAUCGGCGAAUUUUGCACCAAUGUCCAACUCUGGUGGCAGCUUUGCUCCCGAUGGUUGGCUGUACAUCACUGGCCACGACGCGAGUGCGGCGUACGUCUUGCAAAUACCGGCUGCAGGUAGUAUCUUGAUCUGGGUCGCGACAGUAGAUCUGCCGAGUAUCGCUGGUCAAGGGAUCGCUUGGGACAGGAGUGCUCGCGCGCAGGGAGGUAACGGAACGCUCUACGGGAUCAGUCGCGAAAGUAGGCAAGUCGUGGAGAUGAGGGUUCCGCUGCAGGGAUGCAGGCCUAAUACGGAUCUACCGGUUGGGAUGGUGUUGGCGCCUGAAGACUUUGUUGAUACAAGCUCAGAUUGA